AUGAAAGGAGUUGUUGAAUAAUCAAAAUUACAGAUUAAAUUAGAUUAAGUGAAAGUUCCAUCAUAUUUAAAGCUUAUUGAGGAAACCGAACAAAUUCAUACAAAUAUACUCAAAACUCUAUAAAAAAUCUAAAUCAAAGAUAUUCAAGUAAAAUCAAAAUAAUGAUGUUUUAGGAUCUAUUUUACAUACUGAAACCAACAUAAUAACUUUAUAAUUGUGUUUGUGGUUUAUUAUGCUUUGUGGCAGGUGUUGAUAAAUAAAUUACAACUGACUAUUUAUUUUUAAGAUAGCGUGAUUGGGUUGCUAGUUAGAGUUAAUUUUGUAAAAGCUAUGAAUCAAUUAAUAUGAUUUUGUCUAAUCUAUAAUAAAAUCUGAUAAAAAAGAAGAUCAAUAUUUCAAAUAUUAAGGAAGCUCAAAAAUAUUAUAAAGAAGAAUUAAAAGUUUAAGUCAAUUCAAUAUCAGAUAAACUUGAAAAGAUUUUAACUUUAUCAAUUAAUUAUUAUACUUCAUUCUAUAAGAUAAUCAAACUCAAUUAAAAAUAUGAGUAAUAAUUAAAGACUCCUCAAGAUAAGAAUUAGAAUGAAUUAAAGUCUUAUAUGUUAUCAAAAUUAAGUAAUAAUUUUUUAGAUGAUGAUUCAGAAGGUAAGGUUGAAGAAGAAACUUAAAUAUAAAAUGAAUAAGUUAAUUAAAAUCCACACACCCCUAAAGAUUAAUCUAAUAAUUUGAGUAGAUUUAAAGAUUUUAAUUCUUAUUAGAAAGGAAUUCCUGAUCGUCAAAAAACAUCUAAAAGUCCUAGUUAUUCAACAACAUCUAAAAAUUAGUAUUAUAAAUCUAAAUCACCUUUAUAAAACUCAAAUAAACCAUAAGAAACUAAUUAUUUUAUGAAUGAAUAUAUGAGUUUUUAAGAUCAAGUGAGUGUUAAUAGUUUUCGAACUCAACCUUAAGAAUAAUUAAAUAGUUAAAGGAAUAAUUAAAAUAUAUCCAAUAUUAAAAAUGUUUAGUAAAAAUCUUCAUAAUCUAAAUCUCCUGUUAGUAGAAAAAAAGAAAUUUCGAAGAAAAACAUUAUUUAAAUAUAAGAUGCUCCAAAUUUAAAUAAAAUAGUUGAAUAGAUAUAGAGUAAUGAUCCAAAUAUUGAAAAAUAAUUAAAAUAAGAAUUAGAAAUGAUUUAAAAAUAAAUAAAGAAAUUAGAAUCCACAAAAAAAUAAUUAGAAUGGCAAGAUGAAAGAUAAGUUAAUAUUUAUCAUUAAUUUUAGAGUAAAAAAAUCAGAGACUAGUAUGAAUAAUAAUAUUUGAGUGAAUAAUUAGAAUAAAGCAAACAGUUCUUAGAAAAUAGACAAUAAUUUAAAGAAGAAUAAAAAGUAAAAUUGAAGAGUGAAUUCAAAAAAUAGAUAAAAAUAAAUAAUGAAAUUCAAGACUUCUAACAAUAGAGAAUUUGGAGUUUAUUUAAGGAAUUGGAGAGAAGUAUUAUACAUAAAGAAGUAUUAUAAAAAGAUGCUUUGUAGAUGGAAUAAUAGGUUUGUAUAAAAAAUUAAGGAAUUUAAAAAUAUUGA
Messenger RNA from Paramecium pentaurelia, 1550 nucleotides. NCBI's taxonomy places the organism in Eukaryota, Ciliophora, Oligohymenophorea, Peniculida, Parameciidae. The record is from the annotation of a GenBank genome assembly.